CGUAGAUUUCUUGAUUCAUAAUAAAACGAACGUAUGCCAAUAAUAAUGCUGCAUUAUUAGGUAAAGUUGACUCGUCCAGUUGUAUAGAGAAAUGGUAUUGUUGCUUAAGGGAAUUCUUUUAAUGAUAUCAGAUGCAGGUUUGUGUAAAACAGUUUUUAAAACCUCUUCAACGGCUGGCAAAAUUAAUGUCUCUCCGAUAGUAUGCGGUUUUCCGGAUUUUGCUAUAAGUGACCAGAUAUUGUGAGACGCCCGCAAACCAUCAUCAUUUCUUUGUGACGUCGAAGCGAACAUUCUGUCCAGUGUAG
Messenger RNA from Acanthoscelides obtectus, 305 nucleotides. The record is from the annotation of a GenBank genome assembly. Lineage: Eukaryota; Metazoa; Arthropoda; Insecta; Coleoptera; Chrysomelidae.